This is a messenger RNA of Amblyraja radiata (thorny skate), 1075 nucleotides long. RefSeq names its product protein FAM107B-like. The transcript has 5 exons. Lineage: Eukaryota; Metazoa; Chordata; Chondrichthyes; Rajiformes; Rajidae. The record is from RefSeq and is a predicted model, not a curated record. Bases 253 to 744 code for a protein of 163 amino acids.
GACCCAUAUCACUGUUAGUCUGCAGUGUAAGCACGUUAUAAAAGCUCACUCUGCACUUGAUGAAGAAACAGUUUUAAUAUAAUUUAUUGCUUACAGAUAAAACCUACUCCUCAAAUUUAUGUCUUCUCGAGUCAUGGUUGGUUACCAGAUCAGGGACAGCUCAGGAUAAACAUAUCAGAAACCGUGAAAUAAAUCUUUUCAGAGGGGAUUUUGUACCAACAUAGAAGCAAAAAUACAGAUUCACUCCAAGGUAUGGGAGGAUCCCAAGGCAAAAGGACUGGGUUCCGAGGCAUGAGAGACAGGGCAAGAUCUGGAUAUGCCUGGAGUGGUAAUAAAGAAACAGAACUGGGACUAAAGAAAGCUGAUGUAACUCAUCCAGAUGGCAAUACUGAGCUCAUUAGACCCAGGAAGCUAUAUAAUCCUGUGAAAGACUCCAAGAGUUAUCGGGCUCUUCAUUGUGAAUUAGUGUUAAACCACAAGAGAGGCUUUGCACUCCCGAACAAACCCGAACUCCAGCGAGUGAUGGAACAGAGAAAAUAUGAUUUAUUAAGGGAACAGGAAAAAGCUCAGAGACCCCAAACCGAUUUUGAGCAAGAACUUAACAAAAGACACCAGAAGCUGGAGCAGUAUGAGGAGAAACAGCAAAAGUUGGAAGAACAAGAGAACGUGCCAGAGUUUGUCAAAAUCAAAGAAACAUUGAGGACAACAAAGAAAGGAAGUGCAGAGAAUGGCCAGAUGAUCUAGUCAAAUAUGUAAUGACGAUCAACAUGUGGUGUGCCUCAGUGCUAUAUAUCCAAGUCCAUGGAGUGAUGGGAGACAAGGAGCUUAUCGCUUCCAACGUUGAACGGUCUGAUCUCUGUCAACAUUUGGCCCAUUUUUCACUUCAAACACAACUGUGCCCAAAAUUGAACAUCAAUCAUUUUUAUCAUCUGGCAAUUGAUCUAUCGAUUUGGUUGUUCUCAACUUUUUACAUCUAUGUUUCUCCACAGCAGUAGACUAUUUAAAAGUAGACAAAAAUGCUGGAUAAACUCAGCGGGUGAGGCAGCAUCAAUGGAGCGAAGGAAAUAGGUAACGU